UCGGGGUGGCCCUUGGGAGGCAGCCUCUCCAUAUGGAAUCUAAGGCUUACAGGUGGUCACUGCUACCCAGCCCCCUGCUAGUGUUUCUACCUGCCCAGCAGGGAACGAUGGUGAGGCUCCUGGUCCUCCGUCUGCCUGCCCUCCCUGUCUGCCUCGCCGUGGUCCAGCUGCUCAGCCCCUGCUCAGCUCAGUUUGCUGUGGUUGGACCCCGUGCACCCAUCCUGGCCAUCGAAGGUGAAGACGCUGAGCUGCCCUGUCACCUAUCCCCAAAGAUUAGCGCUGAGACCAUGGAGCUGAUGUGGGAGCGAGCCAGCCCCAGGCAGGUAGUGCACACGUACGCACACGGGCAGGAGGAGACGCCGGCAGCAGAGUAUCAAGGGAGAACUUGGAUUUUAAGAGAGGACAUCACUGCGGGGAGGGCUGCUCUCCGGAUUCGGGACAUCAGAGCCUCUGACAGAGGAACAUACCUGUGUUAUUUCCAACAUGGAAACUUCUAUGCAAAAGCCCAGGUGGAGCUGAAGGUUGCAGCGCUGGGCUCUGACCCCCACGUUGACAUGAAGGGCUACGAGGCUGGAGGGAUCCGUGUGGAGUGCACGUCUGCCGGCUGGUACCCGCAGCCCCAGAUCCAGUGGAGAGACGCCAGCGGACACAGCUUGUCUGCUGAGGUGGCCACAGAGGCUGCAGACCCCCAGGGCCUCUAUGCAGCCUCAGCCUCUGUGAUCCUGGAGGACAGCUCUGGGGAGGGGGUCUCCUGUGUCAUUAGAAACCCCCUGCUGGGCCAGGAGAGGUCAGCCAGGCUUUCCAUCCCAGGCCCCUACUUCCGGAACGCGCAGCCCUGGGUGGUGGCCCUGGGCGUGACCCUGCCGACUCUGCUGGGGCUCCUGGCGGGGGCGGGGUACUUCCUGUGGCGACAGCAGAAGAAGAUCCAGGCCCUGUCCCAGGAGAAGGAGAGGGAGCGAGUGGAGAAAGAAGCAGCUCAAGCGGAGAAAGCAGCAGCUCAGGCGGAGAAAGAAGCAGCUCAGGCGGAGAAAGCAGCAGCUCAGGCCAAGGAGCAGCGGGAGCGAGGCGCCAAAGAGAAGCUGCAGGACGAACUCAGGUGGACAAACAUCCCGUACCUACCAAGUGAGGAGCGGUCUCAGGUCUAUGCAGAGUUGAAGGCAGCAGUCUUCCAGCCUGCGGAUGUGUUUCUGGAUCCAGACACGGCACACCCCAGACUCCAUGUUUUUGAGGACAAGAGGAACCUGCAGUGGGCAGACAUACAGCACAAGGUGCCAGAAAACCCCGAGAGAUUUGUCCGGGAGUACUGUGUUCUGGGCUGUAAGAAAUUUACAUCUGGGAGACAUUUCUGGGAGGUGGAGGUGGGGGACAGAAAAGAAUGGCGUGUUGGGGUGUGCAGGGAGAAUGUGAUGAGAAAAAGAGGUGUUGAAAUUGCCCCUGAGAAUGGAUUCUGGACAGUAGAGCUGGUCCUUGCCAAUGACUACGUGGAUGUCACAUACCCGGAGAGCACACUGACCGAUGUGAACCCCCCUGAGAGGGUGGGGGUUUUCCUGGACUAUGAGCUGGGGCAGGUCUCGUUCUACAAUGCCCUCAAUGGGUCUCCCAUCUUCACCUUCCCGCACACCCGCUUCUCUGGGCCUCUGAGGCCUGUUUUUGGGAUUUGGACAAAUGAGCCCACUCCCUUGACCAUUUGCCCAGCGCAGAAAGAAGUGAGGAGAACCCUUCUGCCUGACCCAGGGCCUGACCCUUCCCUGGAGACCCCAGUGUCCCCAGGCUCAGCUGGUGGGAAUGGGGACUCUCAGGCUGAAGAAACAUCUAUGCUUCUCGGUGCCCCACCUGGAGCUGAGGGCCUCCUGGACAGCUAA
Phyllostomus discolor (pale spear-nosed bat) is the source of this 1862-nucleotide messenger RNA. RefSeq names its product butyrophilin subfamily 3 member A3-like. Bases 33 to 1862 code for a protein of 609 amino acids. Gene Ontology annotation, cellular component: external side of plasma membrane. The transcript is spliced from 9 exons. Gene Ontology annotation, biological process: regulation of cytokine production; T cell receptor signaling pathway. Gene Ontology annotation, molecular function: signaling receptor binding. The record is from RefSeq and is a predicted model, not a curated record. Lineage: Eukaryota; Metazoa; Chordata; Mammalia; Chiroptera; Phyllostomidae.